AGAAGGGGAGUUUGCUCUGGUGUAUUUCUCGUUGCAUGCAGCCUCAGUCUCUCUCGGGGGGCCUCGACGGCUGUGAAAAGGGAGAAAUAAAAAAAGAAAGAAAAAAAAAGUGUCCGCGACUUUGAUCCCUCUCCACACCUUUUCCGCCGGUCACGCUUUAAUCGCAGACUCUCGAGUCCCAUGCACAACCGUAGUGUCGUACUCUCUCAUAAGCGCCAGUGGGAUUGAUAGGCCGUCGUGCACGCAUACCACAAUACACGAGCGUAAAAAGCUUCGGGAGCCCCGAUAGAGCGGGUGCUGUUCCUGCCUUUCAAACACUUCGCCUCCGAGGGGGCCGAUUUCGAAAAGUAACCAAGCAAAAGGGAAACAAAUAAAAAACAGUCAAGGAUGGACGCGGAGGCGUUCCUGGACGUGGCCAACCAGGUGGUCAAGCUCAAGAUGUUCCCGUACUUCGAUAUAGCCCACUGCGUACUUUGCGCGCUUCACGUCAGGGAGGACUUGGGACCGGGUGCACAAGCAUUUUCGAGAAAACAUCCGCUCUCGUGUUGGCUGUCGACGAUGCUGGUCAUCUUCGCCGGUGGUAUGCUGUGCAACGGUUUACUUGGCGAACCAAUACUGGCGCCCUUGAAAAACACACCUCAAGUCGUAGUUGCCACUGUUGUCUGGUACGUCGUAUUCUACACGCCGUUCGAUAUAGGCUACAAAGUUGCCAAGUUCUUGCCUGUGAAGAUAGUAUGCGCCGCGAUGAAGGAAAUUUACAGGUGUAAAAAGGUUUACGACGGUGUCUCUCACGCGAGCAAAUUGUACCCCAACGCGUACCUCAUUAUGAUCCUCAUCGGGACACUCAAAGGAAACGGAGCUGGUUUUACAAAGCUGUUUGAGCGCCUGAUCCGCGGAGCCUGGACCCCCACUGCCAUGGAGUUCAUGCAACCGAGCUUCCCCACUAAAGCUUCCCUGGUCGCUUCGAUCAUAUUCGUGCUGGACAAGAAGACUGACCUCAUUUCCGCGCCUCACGCCCUCGUCUACUUCGGCAUCGUCAUAUUCUUCGUUUACUUCAAGCUGUCCUCCAUCCUGCUGGGCAUCCACGAUCCAUUCGUGCCAUUCGAGAAUUUGUCCUGUACCCUGUUCCUGGGCGGUAUCUGGGACUCAUUGGCGAAGAUAUUGGGCCGUGGCCAGGCGAAGGACGAAAAAACAGACCAGAAAAAGAACAACUGAGCCGACGUUCGUGGCUGCUCGUCAUCGCCAUACUCACCGAACCCCGUCUAUGAAAAUCGUGACGCGUUGUUGGAGCGAUUUUUUGUUUCACUUGACUCUCUACGCCUUUUUGUUUCAUCGAUGUCCUUCAAUUUUGCGUAUUUUAUGAUUCAUGCUGAUCCUUAUUUUAUUCUAAUGAUGAUGAAAUAAAAAGGCACGUACUUGGAAAGAGAGAUAUAAAUGUCAUACUCACCUUGAUACUUGAUCGUCCAUCCAAAGCGUAACUGCGAUUAUACCACAAAGCGGUCUUGUAACUUAAACUAGUCUAUGAUGUUUAUUCCUAGGAAUGUUGAUGAUGACAAAAAGUACAAUGAUUUUAAUUUAUUAAUUAAAUGUUUCAUCGAAUCUAAAAUGCUGCGAGUCGCAAACAUCGAGACAACAGUAUUAUAGUAAUUUCGAGAGAAGAAAAAUAUUACGUAAAUGCCUGUAUACGUAUGUGACUCUCUACUGUGGCUGCACGUAAUCCGUUUUCUCAGAGGAAACGUUAAAAGCACGUAGCCAUGUUAUAUCUUGCCAGAAACAAUAGUUUUAGUCCCCUUAACGAUUUUAAACGUCGAACAAAAAUUUUUAUGUUUGUUUAGUCUAGAACCUCUUCAUUGUUAUAAUAAUUUUAAUUACCUGCAUGAAUCACAAAGGUUUUUGAAUGUUUUUAUAAUAGCUCAAUAUUAAGGAUGUGUGGAAUUGAAAAAAAAUAAAAAAUUUAAGAUGAAUAAGAUAUUGUUCUAGAAUAUGAUUUCUUGCUUGUUUCAGAUUGAGAUUCAUAUCUUUUAUUUCUUUGUUUCUAGAUUCAGUUCAUUUAUAAAUAGCACUUUUUUGCACAUCUUUGAAAUACUAUUCAAUAACGUGUAUUGUUUGAUAUUAAACAGUACACCACACAUUGUUUGUCAAUUCAUUAAUUUGCGAGAAUGUCUUUCUUUAUGCGAAAAAUUAUAUUAAACAUGAUGAAACGUAUGUUUUCCUAUUGGUUUUUUCCAAUAAAAAAAAUAAUAAAAUAAUAAAAAUUUAUAACUUUUACAAAUUAUAUAACAGAGUACACGCACACGUAUUUUGAAGUGCACGUGAUCUUAAAAAUUCAAGGGUCGUAAGUUUUUUUUUUUUUGUGUUCAUGAUGAAUAUACAAUUAUAAAAUUUUAAUGCCUCAACAGACAACAAUUAUUGCUUUUAAUACGAACUUUUAAAACUUCACUGAUAUCAUUUGUGGAAAACUCGAUCCUGCCGCUUAAAUUUUCUAAAUUUAUACAAGCAUCUGCCGUGAAUUAAAAACUAUAUGUACCAAUUAGUAAUGCUUAAAAAAUGAAGAGUAAUAUCAAACCGUGCAGUGUUAAAAAAGAACCUUCUGCUUGUGAAUUUCGUACAGUAGCUAAAAAAGUACUUGUAUGCAAAUUUUAAUACUAUACACCUGCAAAACGAACAUGCGAAAAAAAAAAUAUUGUAAAAACAAAAAAAAAUGUCAAAGCGCUAUUGCAAUAUUUAUAGCAAACAUACAAACAAAAACCAAUUGUGUACACACUCACCUGUAGUUGCAAAGAUAUUUUCCAAUACUAAUGUAUAUUUUAGCGCGUGAAAUGGCAAUUUUGGGUAUAUUUUACACGAGGAUUGAAAAACGUUGUAAAAAAGUUUUGGAGAAAAGAAAAGUUACAUAAGUACCAUAUAUACCUAAAUAUACACGUAAAGAAAAAAAAAA
Messenger RNA from Copidosoma floridanum, 2938 nucleotides. Its product is annotated as trimeric intracellular cation channel type 1B.1. Gene Ontology annotation, biological process: potassium ion transmembrane transport. Gene Ontology annotation, molecular function: potassium channel activity; identical protein binding. NCBI's taxonomy places the organism in Eukaryota, Metazoa, Arthropoda, Insecta, Hymenoptera, Encyrtidae. The record is from RefSeq and is a predicted model, not a curated record. Gene Ontology annotation, cellular component: membrane.